CGUGCGGCUCUGGCCGUAAAUGAGUGGCGCGCGGAGAGGACUUGCACUCACGCCCUUGCGCGAGCUGAGCGAGCGUGGAGUUGGAGGACUUUAAAAAGCCGAGUAGUGCGCGCGCGUGCUGGGAUGACUCGGCGCACCAGAGCACGCGAGUGAGCAUGCUGCCCUGCACAGCUGCACCAGCGGCUCGCGUUCAUACGGCAGCCAUGCCGCUGAACUCAGGUAUGGCGAGUAAGAAUUAUGACUACGACUACGAUUCUUACCAACCUUACUUCUACUUCGACAACGAGGACGAGGACUUCUAUAAGCAGCAGCACGGUCCGCCUCAGCCGCCGGCGCCCAGUGAGGAUAUAUGGAAGAAAUUUGAGCUGCUCCCGACGCCCCCGCUCUCUCCAAGCCGGCGACCCUCCAUCUCGAGUCAGUUUCCUUCCACCGCAGACCAGCUGGAGAUGGUGACGGAGUUUCUCGGGGACGACGUGGUCAGCCAUAGUUUUAUCUGCGAUGGGGACUACUCGCAGUCUUUCCUGGAGUCUAUCAUCAUCCAGGACUGCAUGUGGAGCGGGUUUUCCGCGGCGGCCAAGCUGGAGAAGGUGGUAUCGGAGAGACUGGCGUCCCUGCAAGCUGCAAGGAAGGAGUCUGUAACGAGCGAGUGCACGGACCCCAGCCCGUGCCGGCUCGCUUCGAGCCUCGGCUACCUGCAGGACGUCCACACCCCUGCGUCGGAGUGCAUCGACCCCUCCGUGGUCUUCCCCUGUCCGCUGACCGACUGCUCCCGGUUAAGCAGGUCGGUCCCGCCGGCUUUUCGGCUGGAUACUCCGCCCAACAGUGGGAGUAGCAGCAGCAGCAGCAGUGAUAGUGAUUCCGAUGAAGAGGAGGAAAUCGACGUGGUAACCGUGGGGAAAAGGAAGUCGGUGAGGGGGUCUGACUCGACGCACGGCCCGCUCGUGCUGAAGCGCUGUCACGUCAACAUCCACCAGCAUAAUUACGCGGCGCACCCGUCCGCGAGGAGCGAGCAGCCUUCCGUCAAGAGGUUCAAGUGUGAAAGCAGCGGCAGGGGGCUCAAGCCAACGAGUCACCACCGAAAAUGCUCGAGCCCCAAAACGUCGGACUGCGAGGACAACGAUAAGCGGAGGACUCACAACGUGCUGGAACGGCAGAGGCGGAACGAACUCAAGAUGAGUUUCUUCGCGUUGCGCGACGAGAUUCCAGACGUGGCGAAUAACGAGAAGGCCGCCAAAGUGGUCAUACUGAAAAAGGCGAGCGAGUUCAUCAUUAGCAUGCAGGCGGAGGAGAAGAGACUCCUGUCCUCGAAGGAGAGGCUGAGGAGAAAGUGCGAACAUUUAAGGCAGAAACUGGCGCUGCUAAGCAGCUGUUGAACUGUGGGGACGCGGACUCGCCUGGAGCCUCUGAGAUGUUGGCAGCUUCUAGAGACGCUGCACCAAGAUGAGUCCAGGAGCAUAGUGGUUGUGAGGAGCGCCUCAUCCUUGUUCAAAUCGGACAUUGAUUUAUACAGUUACACUGCCUCAAUCUAAUGAAAUUGAGGUUUGAUUUAUUUGUAUUUAAUUUUAUUUUUUAGUAAUGUUCAGCAGUUGGUCUUAACUUAAUGUGUUGGGGGGGGGGGGGGUUUGUAAAUUUUGUACAUAUUUGCGCAGAUGUAUCUGAAGAUUCUAUAUGGAUUUUCUGAAUCAUAAUGCAUUUAUAAAUCGUGUUUGACUACUCAUGGCUUGUUUAGUUUUUAUUCUGUGACCAUUUGUUAAUCAAAGGUUCUGCAGUGGUCCUAGCUUGGACACAAGCUAUCUGCUACUAGUGACCCCAACCCUCUCCACCUGACAGACCAGCAGAACUUUACCCAACCACUCCACCAGUGACACUUUAACCAUGUUGGUGCAUGUUGCCUUUGGUUUUGCUGUGCAGGUACUGUAUGGGGUGUGCUGUCACCAUGGUAACACUCACAAUAACGUUUCAGGUUCAUGCACUGGCCAAGUCAUUUUAGUUGAACACUAAUGAUUUGAUACCUGCUCAUGGAAGCUAAGUCAAAGCUCCACUAAUGUUGAUCCAGUAAUGAUUUGUAAACACAGGCUAUUGCAAAGCAGGCAGGCCUAGAACUUGGAUAUGAACAUGUAGUCUAGAGAGACCCCUUCAGUGUGAGUCUAAUUCAUCUGACCUCAGCAUACUCAGGUCUUCCCUUGUUAAAUAGUUGAGGAUGUUUUAAAUUCCUCCUGUUUACUUUCACACCUGUAUGUGUAUAUAUACUGUUUACUAUACACCAUUUAAACUCAA
This is a messenger RNA of Electrophorus electricus (electric eel), 2277 nucleotides long. RefSeq names its product MYC proto-oncogene, bHLH transcription factor b (gene mycb). Gene Ontology annotation, molecular function: DNA-binding transcription factor activity; protein dimerization activity. The record is from RefSeq and is a predicted model, not a curated record. Lineage: Eukaryota; Metazoa; Chordata; Actinopteri; Gymnotiformes; Gymnotidae. Gene Ontology annotation, biological process: regulation of DNA-templated transcription.